AGAGCUGAUGGGAUAAGACUCGGAGAGAGGCCGGGCCUUGGGACCCAGAGCAUUGGCACUGGAGCUGUUUGAAGGAAGCCCCCACGUCACCCCCAUGGCUUUCUUGGUGGCUGGGAUGCUGCAGGUGGCCUCGCAGGUGGCUGAUGCUCGGGAGAGCCUGGGAAGAAAGGGUAAGUAUAGCGUGAAGGGCCCAAGGGUGGCCCUGGCCCUCUGCAGCCCUGAGGUGUCAGCCUCUACGGUCGCUCUCCUGGAGGGCGUGUUCCAGACCCUGGGCUUUGAGAGCUGCCAGAGGCAGGAGUCCUCCAUCCAGGGCUUCCGUGGGGAGCUGACGAGCUUCCGGGAGCGGCUGGAUGCCCACGGGGGCCCGGUGGGCUGUGCUUUCGUGGCCUUGGUGGCCCCCCGCCGGCAGCUGAGGCAGUCGCAGCAGCUGGUCCGGGAGCUGAGCUGCUGCAAGGCCCUGUGGGGCCACCCCAAGGUCUUCCUGCUGCUCUCCAGUGCUCCCGGGGCUGUCCCUGAGCCUGGGGCCUUCCUCGCCAGCCUGGGCGAGCUCUGCGGCCGCCAUCCUCACUGGUCACUGCUGCAGCUGCUAACAGAGGUCUUCUCCAGGACAGCUCAAGAGUCGGCAGGGGCUGCCUACUGCCCGGUGCUUCGGAGCUCCUUGCGGGGGGCACUGUACCUAGGGAACGUGGAGCCCUGGGGGCCUGAGCCAGAGCCCGGCCCCAGCGCUCAGUAUGACAUGUCCGGGGCCAGGGCCGCCCUCCUGCUGGCUGUGACCCAGGGCCGGCCGGGGGCCCAGCAUGAUGUGGAGGCACUGGGGGGCCUGUGCCAGGCCCUGGGCUUCAAGACUGCCCUGCGGACAGACCCUGCAGCCCAGGCUUUCCAGGAGGAGAUGGCCCAGUUCCGGAAGUGGCUGGAUGCCCACAGGGGCCCCGUGAGCUGUGCCCUUGUGGCCCUCAUGGCCCACGGGGGCCCUCAGGGGCAGCUUCUGGGGGCUGACGGGCAAGAGGGGCAUCUGGAGGCACUUGUGCAGGAGCUGAGCUGCUGUGGGGCACUGCAGGGCCGCCCCAAGAUCUUCCUGCUUCAGGCUUGCCGUGGGGGGCACAGGGAUGCGGGAGUGGGACCUGCAGCUCUCCCCUGGUUCAGACGCUGGCUGCGGGCACCUCCAGCCACCCCCUCCCAGGCCGAUGUCCUCCAUGUCUGUGCUGAUGAGCAAGGCAACUCCUCCAGGGGCCCCACUCCAGGGAGCCCUAACCAAGCAGAUGUGCUGAUGGUCUAUGCAGCCGCUGAAGGCUGUGUAGCCUAUCGGGAUGAGAAGGGCUCAGACUUUAUCCAGACGCUGGUGGAGGUCCUCAGAGCCGACCCCAAGGCAGACCUCCUGGAGCUGAUGACUGAGGUCAAUCGGCAGGUGUGUGAGCUGGACGUGCUGGGUCCGGACUGUGAUGAGCGCCGCAAGGUCUGUCUGGAGAUCCGCAGCUCCCUGAGGCGCCGGCUCUGCCUGCAGAUCUGACCGCCCCCGCGGCCACCCAGGGGUGCUGACAGUGGGGGGCCGCACACCAGCACCACCAGUAACCCCGUCCAUCGCUCGGUUCCUCUCCCAAAAACGGCGCGAUAGCACAGGAAGCUCGGCUGGCAUGGAAUAAACGUGGUGAUCGCUGGACACGUGAAUAGCGCUCGCAUGCAGGGAACUAGGACAAUAAGCGAGAUGAUGUAUGGAGCGCCGGGCACUUCGGAGGCCGGGCCCAUCGAGGGAAGAAGGGGCGGACUAAGAAACCCCCACGUGGGCUAGGCAGCGCUGGAUGACCUGGGAAGGGGCAGCCCCGGGUCCACAGCACUCUCCCAGCACCCCCACCCCACCUGCACCGCACGCUGGAGCCGCGGACGGGGUCGGAUGGCAGGUUUAGUGGUGCUGCGAUAGGGGAAGCAAAGGGGCUGCGGGAGCAACGGACAGCCCCGCCCCAGCGUGGGCCUGGGGCUCGUGGGAGAAGAGAUCAGGAGUCCUCGGGACAGGAGGGGCUUGGGCAGCUUCACGCGGGCUCGAACUCUAAGUUGCAUGGCCACCUCAGCGGCGCUCAGUUGCGCUGCUCAGCUGCGGGCUCAGAGCCCGGCUCACCGGGAGUCCCGGGGGGCGGGGCGCCAGACCAGUGUGCGCAUGCUCAUUCGGGGGCGGCAUUGCGCAGGCGCCUGCAAAAGGUUUAUGAGAAAAGCUGAGCGACUGUCCUGCGCAAGGCCGCGUGGCCUAAUGGAUAAGGCGUCUGAUUCCGGAUCAGAAGAUUGAGGGUUCGAGUCCCUUCGUGGUCGUUGCAGGGUUCAGUUUUCUUCCUUAGACUUAAAAAAUUUUCCUUGUCUCCCAACUGCUCCUUACGCAAGCCUAGGACCCUCUGGUUGUCAGCCACACUCCCUCCUGCCCCUGAGAUGCACCCCUGAUGCUAAGGGGCUCGGGACCCAUGGUGAACCCUUGGGCACUGUGGGGAGACCUACGCUGAUCAAACCCGGGCGGACUGCUGACCCUGGAACCCCGGCCAGGAGUCCCAGGAGCCCAGGGGCGACUGGCUGCAUGAAUAUAGUUCAGAUGACUAGAACUGCGACAGAUGAGGGGUUGGACUUCUGCGGGGUGGCCCACCCUCAACGGGUCAGGGGCAUUUAAAAAUAUAAAAGAAAGAAAGAAAAAAAAAUACAAAAGAGUAUUGUGAUGAAAAAGUUUUGGAAAUAGAUAGUAAUGAUGAUGGUUGCGCAAUACUGUAAAUGUAACUGAUGCCACUAAAGUGUACACUAAAAAUGGUCAAAA
Messenger RNA from Dama dama (fallow deer), 2785 nucleotides. RefSeq names its product caspase-14-like. The transcript has 11 exons. Gene Ontology annotation, biological process: proteolysis. Lineage: Eukaryota; Metazoa; Chordata; Mammalia; Artiodactyla; Cervidae. The record is from RefSeq and is a predicted model, not a curated record. Bases 95 to 1507 code for a protein of 470 amino acids. Gene Ontology annotation, molecular function: cysteine-type endopeptidase activity.